UACAUAUUUUGACGUUAAAAUGUUGAGAAAGGUAAAUUUUAAAUAGAUUUUACAAUUUCUAUUUAAAUUAUAAAGAUUUGUUACAGUUUUUUUUUUGUUAAGAAUGAAUGCAGAAGGAGCGCCAAUUCACAAUAGCCAUGAACAAUUGUCAUUUACAAUAAAUUGACCCAAAAUCAGCCGUUCAUAUAUCACUAGAUUCUGCAAUGGGUGCUGUCGUACCCUUGUAUAUUUCGGUAUUGGAUUUGUGCAAUCUGCAAUCUUGUAAGAGCAAGAGAAUCCCCUUAAUGUGUUUCGUGUAACCGUGUAAUUUAAAAAGCCUUUUCAACGGACAUAUUUAUUAGCAGAAAAAACUUUCAAAAUUUAAAUUAUUUUAAUGUAAUUAACUUUUAAAUAGUUAUAAACUGCUAUUAUAUACUAUCUACACUUCAUCCAGAGCAAAUGGCUUUACGAAAAUGUGUUGGUGGUUGCAGUUUGGGGGUGCCGCUUUAUCCCUUCCCAUCCAGAUGCCAUGCAACAGGAAAUUAAGGUGGUUCGUGGUCAACUGCAAAUAGCAAUUGAAGCACUGGCCGAUCAAAAAGUUGUCCUAAAUCAACUUUUGCAACAGCGUGCAGAGGAGCUGCCUAUCCAGUCCAAAUUCCCCAUAAAGAACGAAGAGCAGCUAAUCAGUUUAAAUGACCAGCUCAACAGCGAAAACAAAAACACUUAUGUUAAAGCUAUGAGAUCGCUGCUGCAACCUACCGGCGUUUUGAAGAAUUUACGAAAUAUUUCGAGCGAUGAAAUAGCAAUGGCAUUCAAUGUCGAUGGAGUGCAGGGCAAAAAGUCCUUAAAAUCCUUUCAAAACUUUUAUAACGCACUACUGGACUCCAUUCCGUUAAAUGAUGGGAAUGGUACUGCAGACGAAAAACUGCGUAAAGCAAUACAGUUGCAAAAAAAACGCAUUUUUAAAAGCGCUUGCAUGUCCAAAGACAAGACACAGCAUCAACAGACACAAUAGUCAAUUCGACUUAAAAUUUCAACUUUGUGCUUUUACAAACAAAAUAAAAUUAAAAUGAAAUGAUUAAAAUUA
Messenger RNA from Bactrocera neohumeralis, 1066 nucleotides. RefSeq lists its product as uncharacterized. The coding region runs from base 509 to 994 and encodes 161 amino acids. The transcript has 6 exons. The record is from RefSeq and is a predicted model, not a curated record. Lineage: Eukaryota; Metazoa; Arthropoda; Insecta; Diptera; Tephritidae.